Lepisosteus oculatus (spotted gar) is the source of this 6118-nucleotide messenger RNA. RefSeq names its product upstream stimulatory factor 2. Gene Ontology annotation, molecular function: RNA polymerase II cis-regulatory region sequence-specific DNA binding; DNA-binding transcription factor activity, RNA polymerase II-specific; protein dimerization activity. Lineage: Eukaryota; Metazoa; Chordata; Actinopteri; Semionotiformes; Lepisosteidae. Gene Ontology annotation, biological process: regulation of transcription by RNA polymerase II. The record is from RefSeq and is a predicted model, not a curated record.
CGCAAAACAAGGCGCCCGGGCUUACCGAGGAGGAGCGGAGCCGAGAGGGAGGAGGAGGAGGAGGAGGAGGAGGGGGGAGACAGAGAAAAAAGGGCCGGCGGGGAUCGGAGAGGGAGAAGACAAGAGACCAGAGUCAGGGAAAAAAAAAAAGCAGCGGCUCUGCAACUCGCACUAAGCGGGCGGCCUGUGGUAGUAGCCAGCCAGCGCAGCGCACAGCCCACUCGGGCGCCAGCAACGGGAGGGAGGGACGGAAAGAGAGACACGCAGAGAGAGAGAGAAAGGGAGGGAGAGGGAGAGAGAGAGACACAGCGCUCUCCAUUUUUCUCCAAGCCUGAUCUCUCCUCACGUGUCCUGGAAAGGGGAUCUCACAUGACCCGUGUGUUUGUCCCCGUGAUCAAAACUUCCAUCUCCAUCUCUCUGAAAUUCACAUUUUAAAUACAAACCCCAGGUCCCCACAUGGACAUGCUAGAACAGACGCUGGAUACCGCGGCCAGUCACGAGAAAGGACAAGAAACAGAGGAAGUUGUUCAGCUGCAGGAAGGGGACGGCACUGGAGGGGAGGAGCAGGCAGCAGUGGCCAUAGCCAGUGUCCAGCAGGCUACAGCGUUCGCAGACCACAACAUCCAGUACCAGUUCCGAACAGAGAACAGCGGAGGACAGGUGACAUACAGGGUUGUCCAGGUGACAGAUGAGCAGCUGGAUGGGCAGACAGAUGCCACGGGGGCAGUCAGUGUGGUCUCCACUGCAGCUUUCACAGGCGGUCAGCAGGCAGUCGCACAAGCGGUGAUCCAGAACCCCUUUAGCAAUGGCGGCAGCCCGGCUACAGACACGGUCAGCGGAGAGACGCGCUUCGCCUACUUCCCCGCCUCCACGGUGGGCGACGGCACAGCCACGGCGGUUUCGGUGCAGGCCACAGACCCCACGCUGGCUCAGGCUGGAGGUCAGUUCUAUGUCAUGAUGACUCCUCCAGAUGUCCUUCAAUCUGGCACUCCCAGAACCAUCGCCCCCAGGACGCAUCCAUACUCAACAGACACUGCUGAAAACGAGAUGCUGCAUCAUGACAAUUUAUCCUGGAAGAUGGAUGGGCCAAGAACGCCGAGAGACGAGAGGAGGCGAGCGCAGCACAAUGAAGUGGAGAGGCGGCGAAGAGACAAGAUUAACAACUGGAUCGUGACGUUGUCCAAGAUCAUUCCAGACUGCAACACUGACAACAGCAAGACAGGAGCUAGUAAAGGUGGGAUCCUGUCAAAGGCCUGUGACUACAUUCGUGAACUGCGACAGAACAACCAACGUCUGCAGGAGAGCUUCAAGGAGGUGGAGAGAGUGCAGGUGGAUAACGAGCUACUACGACAGCAGAUCGAAGAGCUGAAGAACGAGAACGCUCUGCUUCGCGCCCAGCUGCAGCAACACGGCAUCGAGGUGGUGGGGGAGGCGUCAGGGCAGUAACCAGGAGUGCCCAACAAGAGCAGCAGAGGAAGAACCAUGACUGCACAUGUGGCCCCACGUGACCUUUUCUUUCCAGGAAGAGAGCCAGCAGCCAGUUGCAUCUCCCUGCACCGGGAACCUCAUCAUUUUAUUAAAAAAAAAAAAAGAACCUAGAGGAAAUGCAAACAAGCAAGAUGAAGUACUGUAGUAAUCUUUUUUGUACAUUGGGUGGUGCUGUUGGCCAAGAAAUAGUCCAUUUAGGUUUAUUUUUAUUUAUUUCAUUAUCUUCCCCCUCACGGUCUGCAUUUGCCAAUGCUGUGUCUACAUUUUUGCCUGGCCUCCUGUUUUCUUUUAGUAUUGUUACUGUUAGAACUUGUUUUUAACGUUGUUUGAUUUUAAUUUUUAUCUUAAAUUAUUUGUUUCAGGGGAAAAACAUGACAGCAGUACCCCAUGGGUUGUAUAUGCUCUCUGCUAGAAUGUCUACAAAAAAACUGGUUCACUGUGCCCAAUCACUUAAGCAUUGGGGUUUUCGGGGAGAGAUUUGUCUGUAAUAUUGACAAUAGUAAAUAAGCGUGGAACAAAAGUGAAAGUGGGGAAUGUGUUAUACCAGCCCAUUUUUUGGUCUAAGUUAUAUUCCUUUAUUUGUUGUUGUGUCUUGUUGUAAAGGCCAGAAACCCUUUGUGUUAACAUACAACAAAGAUCUGUGUUACACAAGGUGCCCCUUUUUAAAUUGCUUGAUCAUUUAGAGCCCAUGUACGUCAUUCCUACCUACCCAUUUUUUUUUUUGUGAUUUUCAGAAAACAUUAGGGAUUUCUUUGUGGGGUGUACGUGCCCCAUAUUCAGCAAAGACCUUAUGUCUGAGAUAUCUGAGAAUCUGUGGGUAGUAAGGAAGUCCAGUUCAGGAGACGAUCAUGAAUGUGUUCACCAGAAAACGUGGGCCCUCAGGUCUUCAGGUAGCUGGAAGGGUCUUACGCUUUGAGUUUCUCCUGCUGCAUUUUCACAAAUAUGAAAAAGAAGCUGGGUGUGGAGAAAGCACAAACCUAUAUACAAGAUUUAUACAGGAUUUGAGAUUUGUAUUGCUUAUUAUUAAACUCCAUUGCCUUAGAAAAGCACUGGUCGAAUUUAAAAUGUACUGGAAGCGUUCUUAGAUUUUUUUUCAAAUCUGAUGUUUCAUCAUAAGGAAGAUGAUGAAGCAGUAGCAUAAUCUUCCAUUUUUAUACAGUACUAUCAAGGACAGUUCAUUGUUAUGUUACAUGUAUUGACUGUUUCUGUUGAAACUUGAAUUGCAAACAUUUAAAAGCUUGGAUCUUAUUGUAUGAAACCUGGUGUUGUAAUCUUCCACAGUAGACACAAAAAUGUUCUAAAACUAAGCUGAUUUGUGAUGAAAAGCAAGAACUGGUGGUUAAAUCUAAUAAGUCUGAUGCAGCUUUUGCUUGAUUUGAGGGGCAGCUGCAGGAACCAGGUAAUGUUAAUGUUUUUCAUAAUGCGCCUUUUCAAAGGACAGUCUUCAACUGUCUUCCAAUUCCAUGAGGAAAUAUGUUUAAUAAUUUGACACCAAGUGAAGAUAAAGCAGACAUAAGGUGUCAUACCUUCACUAUUGAAUCCUGAUUCCUAAUCUGAAUAUCUCUUUUGAAAGAUGUAACUGAAUAAGAUUUUUAGUUUGUUUUCACUAUUGCAUUCAACACAGUAUGAAUGUCCUUGUAGUUGGAAAGUGGUUAGUCAGGUCAGCUUUAAAAUGACUCUGUUUUGGAGUGUAAGAUCUUUUCUAUUUUUUUCAGGGUAAAGUAUAAUUUGUUACAUUGUCUUCAGAACCAUUUGCAUUUCCACUCUAAUGUGGUAGAAUUCUGUGCAGCUAAACUUUUAUACAAUGACCUUAAAAUGUCAAAGAAUUCUAUUUCGGCUGCUGCGUUUACUUUGUAGAAAGAUUUCAAGCUAGCAGUGUUUUUUUCUGAAGCCCAGUGAGUUAAUUCCAUUUCAGUAAGUUCUAGGAUAGAUUUGCUUUUUGCCAUUUGUGCUGCUUCAUAUCUGCUAGAAUAAAUUCUUGCAGGUGGCCAAGGUGGUUUAUGUGACUUUGACCUUAUGCAAGUGUUCUGUCAUGUCACAGCUUGUGCCAGGAAAUCUGCAAGGCACCUUUAAUCCAGCAGUGUUUUAUUAAAGACCUUCAUAUUGGUAGGAGCCCAGGUGAAAAUUAUGCAGAACCUAAGCGCAGCCUAAUUUGAACUUUACUCAUGUGUAGUUAAAGUAACUAAGACCUGUGGAGGUUCUAGGUGGCUGUUCUACUGAACAUCAAAUUCAUAACUCAACCUAGAACGUAAUAAAAACUUUUGCAUUUCAGUUUUAAAAAAAAUGUAAGCACGUGUUUACUGUGAUUAUUAUAAGCACUUAUGGUUCUAUGUAGUAAUAGCUUGCAGUUAUUAUAUUUAUACUAGCUGUGAUCUAAUAUUUAUAUAAAACUUUUUUGUAAUGAUUAAUUUGUAUAUGGUGGGAUAGAUAAGAAAAAAGAAUAGAACAUGCUUAUAAGAUUAAUGUACGUUAUUUUAGAGUCCCGCCCAUAUAAUUGUUUAAUCUUAUUUUAUAGUAUUGUUUUUUGGUUAUUAUUGAAAGUGACUUAUUUGACAGUGAUAAGACCUUUGCCUGCCAUUUAGAUUUCCAAGUUUGUGUAACUUAGUUGGGUAAUAAGCUGAAGUUGCUAAAACUUUUUCCUGAAGUGAGUUUAUUGCUGGAUUUGUUGUGAAUAUCAUGAUGUUUGCUCUGAUAACUGUGUUAAAGUGGGGGGGGGGGAAAGAUGUGUUAUUACAUUUAAAAAAGCCACUGUUAACUUAACUUCCUUAAGUUAAACAGCCCAUAUCUUUUACCCUUUUAAGAUCUUGAGAAAAAGUACCACAGUAACUGAGGCCAUUAGGACCCUGUUUCUCAUGCAGUUGGUUGUAGCUUAAUGAUCUAAGAAUCUCUAUUAAGCUAUUCCGUUUCAGGAUCUUGGAAUAUUGCUUUACGGAUAUAUGAAUAAAAAUUGUCCACAGGAUAGGAUGCUGGAGAGAUUAGGAUUUUUGCACAGAGAACAGAAGAAAGUUGAUGUCCUGUUGUUCUUUGUUUAAAUUGCUUAUUCCACUAAUAUUCCAAACGUAAUCCAGAUUUAGGAAACAAAUCUAGGAAUCGCCACACUAUUCGUAUUUAGUUUGUAGUUUGUAUUGCUGUUCAUUGAACAUACAACAUGGAUCGUCUUCAUAUCUUCAUAUCAAGAACUGCAGCCAUUUCUGGUACAUAUUGUAUAAUGUGCUUUGGUAUUUUUCUUAUUGUAAUGGAGAUCUAGAUGGUAAAAAUAAUGAUCACUUGAUUGCUUGAACUAAGAAAAAAAACAAUUGAAGUGGCUCUUCAAUGGGAUUGGGGAAAAAAAAUUAUACAAUUUAACCUUGGAUGGUAAAAAUGCCUGUACCCCCACCCCAUGCAAAAGCAAACUGUUCUUUAGAAAGAGCAGACCUGAUGGUGAAGUUUCCCUGAACUCUGGUGAAUGGAUUCCCAACAGUGAUUAACUGUCCAAAUGCAAUGUACAGCAAAUAAUGGCCUUGAGAUUUUUUUGUUUGUAAAAAUGGUUUAUUUUUUGAAUGCCAUGCCCGGGGGUACCGUUGUUAGGGUCAAGAAAGAAUAAGGAAACCUCACAUUAAUAAGUAGAUUGUGUUCGGAGACUAAACUUGUAAAUCCGUCAAACUCUUUAGAUAAAACUGGGACAGUCAAAAUAAGACAUGCUCACUCUGUGUCCUUUCCAAUAUACUCCCUGCUUAAUUGUUGAGUUGGUAUUUAAUGUAAGGAUUAGUAUAACGGAGUGGAUUGGAAGGGUCACCAUGCCAUGCUGAAUACCCCUUAUCUGACUCAUAAUUGGUGGUAUGAAUGGCACACCCAGUGGACACUGUGUUAAGUUAUUGGUUCAGGAACUGUUUGAAGCACUUAGGUGGGUCGUGCUUUUGAUGGCGAGAGAAACGUGGAUGAGAAACCCCACCUAUCUGGAUUUCAAGGCAACAGCACUACUCCUGGUCACAGAUUGCAGUGUGUUGGCUGCUGCGUUCACCUCUCGGCGGCGGGGGGUGAUUCACUAACUGCUCUUGUAAAUAUACAGCAACUGUAGCAACUCCACAGAAGGAAAGGACUGAUCGCAUUGAGACGGGACAAAAUAAAGCCGAGCAAGGCCCCGGAUGCGGAGGCGGACCUCGCGCUGCUUCGUUUGUGUGAAACUAAGGAGGACAGCCAAUAGCCUUUCACCCUUCUUUUCUCCUGAGCCCAUGGCUGGAACUGUUCUUACUGUGUAGGAUGACCAAGAAGAAAAAUGGUGGAAAGACGUCGGUUGUUGGUUAUUAAUUAUUUUGUACAUUGUUUUUUUCUUUAUUCUGGGUGGGAAUAGGGUGGGUGAGAGGGAAGGGAAAGAUGGGGAGAUAAGAUACAGCCUAAGACUUUUUUUUUUCCUUCAGUAGUGUAAGCAUGGAAUUAAUUCAUAGCAAAGGCUAAGAGUCUUGCUCAACACGAAAUAGCCAAUGGGUCACACCUUCCUUUUUUUUCCUGAAGUAGCAAAACAGAAAUAACUACCAAUGGUAGGGCCCCAGACCCAUGGGCAAGACCCAGUGGCUGUGUGUCUCUAGGUAGCUAGGAGCCAAUCACAUUGUUGUCUUUUAUAACAUUGCAAAAUAAAUAACUGCGAAAUUUC